Messenger RNA from Trifolium pratense (red clover), 1094 nucleotides. RefSeq lists its product as uncharacterized. Bases 88 to 489 code for a protein of 133 amino acids. The record is from RefSeq and is a predicted model, not a curated record. The transcript is spliced from 4 exons. NCBI's taxonomy places the organism in Eukaryota, Viridiplantae, Streptophyta, Magnoliopsida, Fabales, Fabaceae.
AUGACAUAAUUGUUAGUGAGUAGUUUCUUUUUUAGACUGAGUAGUUAUUAAAUUAAAGGGUAAAAAUGGAAUAUAGGAGCCACAACUAUGAGUACCAUUUCAGGAACAAAUAUAUAUUGCUCCAAAACCAAAUGCAUUUCCCCUGUUUUGUUUGUAUUCUUUAUCAAUGCAGGAAUUGUAUUGUACUACAAACUUAAAUAUGAUUUUAAUUUUAAGCAGGGUAUCGAGAUAAUUGAAGAGACUUGUACUUCAGAAACAAGAAAUGAACCACCUAGACAAUUAGUUGCUGAUCUUAAACAAAAGGGUAUCAAGUUAAGUGUUGAAGAUAUAACUACAUCAUCACUGCCUACUGCCAAAACAAUAACAUCUUCACCGGAUGAUGAUUGGGACGGACAAAUAAGCAUACCUUCUAAAAUGGCCAUGAUAGAGCCUCUUGCCAAUCAAUAUGUUGUUAAUGACGAAGACUGGGAUGAAACUAUGAUCUCAUGAACAAGCUUUGCAGUGCAAAGAAAACCCAAGCCCACAUUGACAGUGAAACUUCAACCGCCAAUGCUCAGAUACAAAUUGAUGAUUUGAAGUCGGUGAUGAAAAUAUGUGAUGUUCAGAAGAUGAAGUUGAAAUCUGAAUGCACUGAGUGGGCCCAACAAAGUAAAGAAUUAAUCUCUGCACUAGCUUCAUCGAAGGUCGCCGUAAGAGAAGUUGAACGUGCGAGGAAUUUGGCAAAAGAAGACUUUGCAAAUUUAAAAUCAUCGUUUCCUACAUUUUAGGAAGAGUUGAAAAAAGAAGGAAGAAAUAAUAAGUUGUUUUCUUAUUGCAUGUUACAUGUUACUUAUAUAUAUUUUAGUUUGAAGUGUGUCGAAGGAUAUGUUUGUCAUAUUUCCUCGAAGGUUAUGGUUGUUUUGAGACUUCAAUUUUUCUAUGCUUUUCUUGUUGGUUGGUCUGUACUCUUUUUCCCUAGUCAGGUUUUAUCCCUCCGGGUUUUCCUGACAGGUUUUUAAUGAGGCAGAUGUUGAACUCCUUUGUUAAGAGCCAAGUGCUUUUGUAUCUUCCUUUCUAUUUAAUAACAUUUUUUUGAAGUGUCAAUUUAGUUGAGA